AUGGCCCAAAUCAUUCCCUCCAUCACCUCGCUUCCGUCCGACUCGGGCGCUGCCCCCUCCGUCGAGGACAUCCAGGACCACCUUCCCUCCAUCUGUGUCGACUACCUGUCACAUAACUGGACCGAGGAGGAUGUCUGGGCAUCAUGGCGCAACAUGACUCGCCACAAGCACGAGAUCGCCAACGGUGUUCGUCUCGAGAACGCUUCCUGGCGCACCUGGCAGAAGCAGCGCAACAAGCUGCGUACCAUCUCUCCCGAGACUCUCAACUGGCUCAAGGAUUCCGACGUCACCUGGCUCUACGGACCGCUGCACACCGCCAACGUGCAGUCUGUCCCGGCCCCCAAGCUCCCCUCGGCUGCCGACAGGCUCGGCAUUGAGAAUGGAUCCGCCAAGCCGGGUAUCCUGAAGCACCGUACUUUGUCAGAGCUCCUCUCCAUUCCGGGAUCUUCUUCCCCAACCCAGGAGGAGGAUGACGACAGUGGACCGUCCGACUAUGUGACUGCGACGGGGAAGAGCAAGGGCAACAAGAAGCCCGCGCUCAUGAAAACCAAGUCGGACUCGCUGCUGUCGCGAAGCAACUCGCUUCCCGCCCGCCGCCGAGCGCCGCCUGACCUGUCGCUCGCAAACGACACGAAGAACAAGAGCAAGAAGGAGACGUCGCCCGAGAACACCAAGGACUCGGGAAAGCGUCACAUCACGUUUAACACAUUCGUCGAGCAGUGCAUCGCUCUGGAUGACCCUAUUGUGACCCGCGACGACUCGGACGAGGAGGACAUGCUGGAGAUGAAGACGUCGCUGUCGCGGUAUUCUAGCCGUUCCUCGUCUGGCCAGUCGGGUUCUUCGCAGACCAUCCAGAAGAUCCCGCCCACCAUGCUCAAGACUCUCGGAUCAUAUACCAACAACCCGUCCCUGCCGAGGAUGGUGUAUAUGCCUCCUCUCGAGUAUCGAUCACCUGGUGUCGAGGAGACCCCCGUCACCUCGCCCAUGGGCAUCCCCUCGCCCCGAGUCGCCAUGGCCGCCCGUCAGUGGAACAGCAACCCUGCUGCUGCCCAGAUCGAUGAGGACUUCCACACCGGCGACGACUACUUUGGAGGUCCUGACCUCACCGCCGGCCAGAGCCCCGCUAAGAGCGGUGUCAGCCCUGCCGCUGCUGGUCCGUACGGCCGCAGCCCUGUCGUCCAGCAGCCGCCUGCCCAGCCCAAGUGGCGGGCAGGCCAGGACAACUCGGCCCAGGCUUCGUCGAACUCGUCUUCCACUUCUUCCCUCAACGGCCUUGGCUCGCCCAGCCCUGGUCGUGGUAUCCUCAAGGUCCGAUCGCCUCAGCCGCCCAGCGCCGAUACUGGCAGCCCGGACCAGCUCUCUCCCCCCGUCUCGUUCAACUACAACCCGUCCGUUGCCACUGGAUUUGGAGGAUUGUACGGUAGCUAUGACGGCAGCCCUGCUCAGAUCCCGUUCAACGGCGCCCAGUCGAGCGAGCCCGAGGCCCGCGGCCGAUCGACGUCUCGGGGAUCGGGAUCGUCGCAGUAUGACCGAUCGACCGCUUCGCGCAACAGCUCGUCGAGCUCGAUUGGCAGCUCGAUUGGCUCCGUGUCCCGCUCGCCUGGCGACAACGCGGCGGCCCCGGCUGCGAUCCCCAAGCCUGUCCGUCCCGUGAACCCGGCCCUGGACAAGGUCCAGGAGGGCUCCGAGUGGCGACCAGCGCCGGCGUCGUCUACGCAGGAGCCGAUGGACGUGGACUACUCGCCCGAGCGGUCGACGACCCCGACGCCCCACUCCUCGCCGCAAAUUGUUUUGCGGCCCCUCAAAGACACUUCGCCAGCCUCCCUCCCCCACACCUCAACUCGGAAUGCAGUCCCCUCCCAUCCUCCAACAAAGUCACCGGCGGCACCGGACUUGAGCGCGGAAAUGCAGAUCGACUCUGCAUCCACCGUCCCCAUGUCGGCCCCGACAGGAAGGCGGUCCCCGGCCACCGUUGCGUCCACCGGGGCGCACGCAGAGCCGACCCUCUCCCAGCCCGUUGAUGACGACGACGGAUCAACCCUGAUCGGCCGCGCGACCAGGACCUGCUCGGCGCGCUGUGGUACGGCGCGCACGACGAGCAGCGAACGUCCCAGCCCGACCGGCGAAACCAUCGACGCGGCGGAUCCUUAG
Trichosporon asahii var. asahii CBS 2479 is the source of this 2151-nucleotide messenger RNA. RefSeq names its product regulation of carbohydrate metabolism-related protein. Gene Ontology annotation, biological process: protein catabolic process in the vacuole; cellular response to glucose starvation. Lineage: Eukaryota; Fungi; Basidiomycota; Tremellomycetes; Trichosporonales; Trichosporonaceae. The record is from RefSeq and is a predicted model, not a curated record. Bases 1 to 2151 code for a protein of 716 amino acids. The transcript has 4 exons.